AUGGCCCCACUGCUGUCUGCCCUUGUCAGUCUUGGGCUGUGUCUGGGGCAUAUGGUGCAAACUCAGCAGGGCUCUCUCCCCAAGCCCUCCCUCCAUGCCCUGCCUAGCUCCCUAGUGCCGCUGGACAAGCCGGUGACCAUCCAAUGCCGGGGGCCUCCGGGCGUGGACCUGUACCGCCUGGAGAAGCUGAGGUCUGGGAAGUAUGAGGAUCAAGCUACCCUUGUCAUCUCGGCCAUGAAGGAGAGUUUCGCCGGGCAAUACCGCUGCUCCUACCAGAAAGGGACCCGCUGGUCUCCUCCCAGCGAACAGCUGGAGCUGAUCGCUAUUGGAGUUUACACCAAGCCCUCACUUUCAGCCCAGCCCGGCCCAGCCGUGUCACCAGGAGGGGAUGUCACUCUACAGUGUCGGAGCCAGUAUGGUUUUGACCAAUUUGCUCUAUACAAGGAGGGGGACACAAGGCCCUACAAGGGACCGGAGAGGUGGUACCGGGCCGAUUUCCCCAUCAUCACAGUGACUGCUGCCCACAGCGGGGUCUACCGAUGCUACAGCUUUUCCAGCAAGUACCCGUACCUGUGGUCAGCCCCCAGCGACCCCCUCGAGCUUGUGGUCACAGGGACCUCUGUGACCCCCGGCUGGUUACCCACAAAACCACCUGCCUUUGUGACAGAAUUCCCAGAAGCCUCCAGGAAACUGAACAUCUCACUUAUCAACAAAGGCUCCACAACUGAACCUUCUAGGCAUAUCACCGUCUUUCCAAAGGAAUCAGACUCUCCAACCGGUCUUCCCCAGCAGCACUACAUCAAGGGCAAUCUGGUCCGGUUAUGCCUCGGGGCUGUGAUCCUAAUACUCCUAGUGGGGUUUCUGGCAGAAGACUGGCACAGCCGAAAGAAACCCCUGCGGCACUUGGUCAGAGCUGUCCACAGGCCACUCCCACCCCUUCCGCAAACCCAGAAACCACGCAGUCGGCCGGAUAAGGGUCGACCAGAUGGCCAUAACCAUGGGUGCCACAAUUAG
Molecule: messenger RNA, 1014 nt
Organism: Hyaena hyaena (striped hyena)
Lineage: Eukaryota; Metazoa; Chordata; Mammalia; Carnivora; Hyaenidae
Gene: GP6
Product: glycoprotein VI platelet
Exons: 8
Coding region: 1-1014 (337 amino acids)
Source: RefSeq, a predicted model, not a curated record